Varroa destructor (honeybee mite) is the source of this 4410-nucleotide messenger RNA. Its product is annotated as KIF-binding protein. The record is from RefSeq and is a predicted model, not a curated record. Lineage: Eukaryota; Metazoa; Arthropoda; Arachnida; Mesostigmata; Varroidae. Gene Ontology annotation, biological process: neuron projection maintenance; microtubule cytoskeleton organization; central nervous system projection neuron axonogenesis.
GGCUAAGCUGAUCGGAGGAGAUAACAAAGUGAAAUGAGUCACACAUCCCCACGACCUAUUUUAUCGCGCGCAGAAGAGCACGCAGGAAGAUGUGAGUGAACGAAUGAACGGCCGAGUGAAGUGAGUGAGUAUAAGAAGUAACGCAGACGCACUCAUAUCCGUCUGACUCUGCUAUAUGGACAAGAGGAAAGAAAGCGCUCAAACAGCUCAAAAGGUCUUUAAACUCGUUGACGCCAAGCAAGAUAGUCCUAAUAGUUCGCCAACAUGCUAUUAUAAACUUUACGUCGGAAAUGAUAGUACCUAAUCAAGAUUGCGAGUCACGGUAUUUUGCGGUAGAAGUUGGUGGAGGAUGGAAGAAAGGUUAAGGAAGACGCUUCAGACGCCUUAGUUUGCCAGCAAUUUGCUUCAAGAAUAUCAUAGUGAUUGAAGGUGCGCAUUUGUAGUAAAAAAAAUCACACACUACAAUAAUAAAACAAAACAAUUUUUUUAAAAAUGCGCAAUUAUUAUAUGCAACACCAGAUGAGAAAUGAAGCUGCUGUUGUUGUUGGAGUCUCGUCAUAUUGUCUGUACUUUUCAUACUCUAUUAUCAUCGUCAUCAUUGUUAUAACUUUUAUGAACAGGGAAUUCGGCGAUACUCGCGAUUUAUUAGCGCCUGACUGACCGUCAAAGUAAAUGAGUCAUUCAGUUAGCAGCAGAGUAGCCAGCUUCGUUUCGUGUUAUUGUUUUUAAUGAAGAGAAGUAACACGAACUCUGUUUAUGCGAGCGGAUAUGUGGCGAUAAGAUGACCCUCGAACAACAAAAAGCCAUUCGACCAUUACUUUUAUAGAUGAUUUCAUGCUAACGCGCUUGUCUUCCGAGUGAAGACAAAUAUGCAUAGCAAUGGAUCCAACUCGAGGCGUGGCAGCUAUUGUCACGGCGGCACAGAAACAAGUGAGUGGCUGUUAUCAACGGGGCAGCAGGCUGUCACCAUGAAUAAUAUGAAAUCUAGACAAUUUUCAAUAUACUCGUAUCUGUCGAAGCCAGUGAACGCGCUGUACGCGUCAACAUCGGAUUCUAUUUAGAUGCGCAAGAAAACGAGCGUGGAGGCAAACGCGGACGUUGCGUGACGAAGUACGUCCGCCGCUGUCCUUACAGUGAUCGUUUGUGCCACUUGUCGGACAGUCGACGGGAUGAUUAUUCAUUUCAUACGUACACAACGCUUGUCUGUGCACUGACUUUGACGUAACGUGAACCUUUAUGUACAUUUUACAUAUACUCUGUGUUGUUUAUAUCUGUGACGCAGAUGGCUUGUCAAUCUAAUUGGUUCUUCUUUAUUGACAAAAGCAGCAGGGGGUAACAUGACAAGCGUGACAGGACUUGGUCGGACUCGCAAGCGCGCAAUCGCCCGCCGACGAAGUCUUGAAGACAAUACGUUUAUUCGUUCGUGCCCGCACAAAAGCAGCCAAACAGCUGAUCAGCUACAGAAAGUGGUACAUAUCGAACGGCGCGUCGUGGUUACAGAGAAUAAUUACGCACUGCAUAUGAUGCCGUCGCUUAGCUAUCGUCCGUGAACUUAGACGAACUUGACAGCCGUUGCUAAAUUACACUGAGGUGACGACCGAAUCACUGAAAUCCACUGUCCGCAUACGGAUUUAGUGUUACCGAUGUUCCAUGCAAAUUCGUGCAGUAACUUGUGACUAGUUCGGUGGACAUACUUAACAGAUAAACGAUUAGAGGAGUGCGACCAAACAUAAACAAGUUCUAUUUCAGUGACAACACGUGAGUGUUAAGAACGUUCUUGUAGUCUUGCGUCCAUAUACAGUAGAGUAGUCAAACAUCAACGAAAUUUUACGCAGACCAGAUAUCUUCCGGCUGCUACUUACCCAAACACUACAAAGCAGUGCUAAAAAAGUGAGUGGAAGUGAACGACGGAAUUGAGCUGAUGCGUGAAUGUCGAAUCUAAUACAUCAUAGCCUGUCUCUGUUCCUCUUGAAGAGUGUUCAUUGUCCACAAACGGAAGUUGUUCGCCCUUUGCUGUUGUGACGGCGGAGGAAGUCCGCUAAACUUGCCAUCUCCAGUUAUCUAUAUAUACAGCAGAAAUUGCCGCAAGACAAAACCAUCCUUCGACACUCUCUUUAGAGGAUCUACAGCUCGCAAGACAUUUCCGGAGUUUUUUUUCGAUCCAUUUGACGUAAAGGCUAUCCUUGUAAAGCGAAAGGGCUCUUCCCCAUAAAACCUAUGAAAUAACGAAAUACUAUGUAGUCGAGAAAAACGAAGCAGUAACGUACUUAUUAAAAGUUAUUCGAACAAAGAACAUUACAGGGCGGUUACAUUUAAAAUCAUAGAUGUCGACCCGAAUCCACUGAGUAAAGCCUACGAAUAUGAGAUACAGUUUGUACCGAUGCAAUGGCAACGUGCCGGUCCCUCAAUCAAUCUACAGCGCCAUCAAGCAUCCCAAACUGAAAGCAGUGUUGACCCACCACGAAACACAUCGCGGCUGCAACGGUCAAAAAAACCCGAAGCAGGCAAGGGCAAUCAAGAUGGCAGACGAAAGCAUUCAAUAUCUGUAUAUAAAGGCUCGUCGAUGCAUCGAUGUGGAUCACGCCUCUGACCCUAUUCGUGAGCCUUUCAAAAGCUUGUACGCCGCUAGUGAGCACCUCGGCAGUGCACUCAAUAGUCUAAAAAAUCGAGGAGACCAGACGGAGCAAACCCAGCUGGCUGCAGCUCAAAUCCUAUACGAAAUGGCUGUAAUCGAAGCUGACACUGAGGAGGCGGGCGGUGGCGUGAAAAAACUUCAAGAAGCAUUGGACUCCUUGCCUUCACUUUCGAAUGAAGCUUCGGCCUCUGUAUCAAGAGCCAUUCUUCAUUUGUCAAUUCUUAAUCAACUUGCUAUUGUCGACUCAGUAAGAAACAUGCUGGAAGAGGCCCUCCAGAAGCUCAAGGCUGCUGAAAAGAUCUAUAAUACUCUAAACGAAAAAUAUAAGACCGAAGCUGAAUUGGACAGUGUACCUCACCACCUUGAAUUUCUGCUGGGAAAAGAACCUCUUCCCCAGCGAGCCAAGUAUUCUUCAUGGAUUGAGGAAGAAGGAACGAAAACCAAGUAUUAUUUGGCUCAGUGCUAUCAACAUCUUGGCGAAAAGGAAACCGCUGCAAUCUACUGCCAUCUGACCUUGAAGAAGCAGCUAAAAUGUAGAGAUUUUCUUUCUUUUUUCGACCCGAUCGACUGGGCGGUCAACGCUGCCACUCUCAGUCAAUUCUUUCUCUACAGGGACAAUUUUCCGUUGGCACUUCACUUGCUCGCAUGCGCGGACCACAUGUUGAACGAAACACGCAAAAAGGCCACAGUUGAUGACGAGGAAAAGCUUUCUUGGCGUGCAGCCGAUGUCGCCCGCUGUUGGAUAAAGUAUGGCGUAGUUAUCCUCGAAGCUUCGAAGAAUCUGAAACGAGAUUACGAGGACGGCAAACCUGUGGAGGUCACUCCGGCGCCACCGCUUCCGACAAAGCUUAUCGACCACGAUGAUGUCGUUGCUGCCGAAAAGGAAUGGAGGGUUGAGCCCGCCAAAACCUUUGAAGAAGCUAGAGAGGUGUUUCUCGCAGCUCAGAGGAAGGUGGCUGAGGCCACAUCGUAUUACAGCUUAAAGGACCGGGCAUCUGACUACGUGUUAGUAACCCAGGACUCAUCAAAGCUGUACCGAGAUUUGGCUGCUUUAGAGCCAUCAGCUGACCGGAAAUGUAAAAUGCAUAAGAGGCGUAUCGAUAUGCUGGAAGAAAUGGCCGGAACUUUAAAUCCAAAAUACUACUCUGCGGAAAUGCAGCAAAUUCACUUUGAGCUUGGUGAGGUAUAUACCGAAAUGAUGGAGAUAAAGUAUUCAGUAUUGCCAAAAGGUAUGCUGAAACCUAGAGAUGGCCCUGUCAACAAAAUCAAUGGGUUUAUCCGUAAUGCAAUAGCGCACUAUCAGAUGUUUUUGGACUUGAUUAAGGAUUUUGUAGUGGACGGAACUGAAGGUUCAGAUGGAAUCUUUAAGAUCGAAGAUUCAUACGUACGGCCUGCUCUCGUAGCGCGCUUUUCCAUCGGUCGUCUGUUUUCCAAAUACAUCGUAGGACAUCCUCGUGAAAAUCUAGAGAACCUUGAAAAAUGCAAGAAAUACUACGAACAGGUUGAAGCCUACGUCAAGAAGUACCCAGAGCACGAGCAUCUCAUUUCCGGCGAGGCGGAGGUGAUGCGAGAGCUAAUGGCAGUUUUGCCACAGACAAUCCAAAAUUUGAUUAGCAGCACGAUAUACUAACUAACUCAUAUAUAAUAUGGAACAAUAACUAAUGUUUUUUUCUUGUUCAUCUCUGUAGACGCGGGUAUCAAGACUAAUAAAGUUGUCGUUCAAAGACACCUGGUUAGAAAUAAAUUUAAUAAAUCAAUAAAGCCUACGAUACGGA